Molecule: messenger RNA, 2869 nt
Organism: Ceratotherium simum simum (southern white rhinoceros)
Lineage: Eukaryota; Metazoa; Chordata; Mammalia; Perissodactyla; Rhinocerotidae
Source: RefSeq, a predicted model, not a curated record
CCGGGGCGGCCGCAGUGGGUGAGGGGCACCUGACGGGAUGCUUGGAGUGCCAGGGAGGCAAUAGCGCGAGAGAAACCAGGUGUUGGGUUUUUAUUGGAGAGGUGAGGACAGCCCCUGAAUCCAGGAAGAGAACCUGCUUCUGGAGGCCGGGCAGGGGAGAGGAGGGCCCCACCCCAGCUGUGUUUGCCCUGCUCUGUGUAUUCAGCCAGCUGGCUCCGGACGAGGAAGCGAAGGGCAGGGAGCCGGGCACAGUUGACAGCCUGGUACUGGCAGCGCCAGCUGGAGACACGGCACCCUGAGCAGGAGCAGCUCAGGGGACACCAGGGGACUGAAGACACUCCCACCAGGGGCUCAACAGGGACAAUGGGUAACCAAAUGAGUGUUCCACAAAGAACUGAAGACCAAGAGAAUGAAAUGGAAACAGACACUUACAAGGUGGCUUCUGGGAGGGAGUGUGGUCAAAACGGGGUGCCAGUGAUCCUUUCCACCCACACCGUUCAACUCUACGACGAAGUCGAUUUGGGAAUAAGUGUCAAGGAGGAGAAUGCGGCCACUUCUUCCCCCGAGACAAUGGAGAUAAGCGCUGUUGCGGAUGCCAGCGGGAAGAAUCUUGGGAAAGAAGCCAAACCCGAGGCCCCAGCUGCUAAAUCUCGUUUUUUCUUGACACUCUCUCGGCCGGUACCAGGACGUACCGCAGACCAAGCCACAGAUUCAUCCACCGGAUCAGUGAAGCUCGAUGUCAGCUCCAAUAAAGCUCUAGGGAACAAAGGGCCGAGUGAGAGCAUGGCACUUCCCGUAGCAGCUGCAUCGGGGCACGACCCAGAUAAAGCCCCGGGGCAGACCCCGGCCGCACACCAAGGCCUCUCUGCAGAGUGGGGACCAGCGCCUCUCCCUCCUGAGUCAGGGGGACCAGCCCCCUCCAAGCCCAAGGACGCCAGCUUUUUUGACAAGCUCUUCAAACUGGACAAGGGACGGGAAAAGGCACCAGUUGACAGCCAACAGGAAGCCAAGAGCGCAGAGCAUCAGGACCCGGCCGACGAAACUCCUGGAUUAUCGAGGCAGUCCGAUGAUGUGCCUCCGGAGAGCGACGUAGUUGACGGCAAGGGAAAGGAAGGACAGGAAAUCACAACAGUGAGUUACUCGGUCCCGGGGGACCCAGAAGAACUGGAGACUGCAAAGGAGGACCCCCAGACAACAAAUAUAACAGAGAAUAAUAAUUCCAUCAUGAGCUUCUUUAAAACACUGGUUUCACCUAACAAAGCUGAAACAAAGAAGGAUCUGGAAGACACGGCAUCCAAAACGGAAAAUGUCUGUGACAGACAAGCUGGGCCGAAGACAGCCGAGGCCCAGGCUAAAGGCACCAAGAAAAAGCAUCUGCAUAGCCCCAGGCUAGGACUCACCUUCAGAAAAUUCUUUAGGCAUAAGGGUGCGGAAAAGUCACCCACUACUUCAGCCGACCUCAAGUCAGACAAAGCCAACUUUGUACCCCAGGAGACCCAAGGGGCAGCCAAGAAUUCUCCCUCCACUGAAACAGCAAAGGAAGGUGCCAAGGAAAAGGGGGGACCCACCUCUCUGCCUCUGGGCAAACUGUUCUGGAAAAAGUCAGUUAAAGAGGAUUCAGUCCCCACAGGUGCAGAGGAGAAUGCAGUGUGUGAAUCACCGGUAGAGGUUAUAAAGUCCGAGGAAGUAGAAUCAGCCUUACAGACAGUGGAUCUCAACGAAGAAGGAGAUGCCACCCCUGAACCCGCAGAAGUAAAACUCAGAAGAGAAGAACGCAGACCACCGAGAACCUCCUUGAUGGCCUUUCUCAAACAAAUGUCAGUGAAAGGGGAUGGAGGGAUCACCCCAUCAGAAGAAGUAAAUGGGAAAGACUCCAGCUACCAAACACCGGACUCAACGGAGAAGGCCCUCUCGCCACCGGAGCCAGAACCGGCAGGAGUAGGCCAGAAGAGCAAAGAAGGCUCCUCAAAAGACAAGAAGGCAGCAGCCGAAAUGAACAAGCAGAAGAGCAACAAGCAGGAAGCCAGAGAACCGGCCCCGUGCGCGGAGCCCGCCGUGGGGGAGGUGAACUUGCAGGACGGGGACAAGGCCCCAAAGCGACCCGAGAAGCGGCGGCAGUCCCUCGGGGGCUUCUUUAAGGGCCUGGGACCAAAGCGGAUGUUGGAUGCUCAAGUGCAGACAGACCCCGUAUCCAUCGGACCUGUUGGCAAAUCCAAGUAAACAAAUCACUACAGUCCCCACCAAGUCCUCCUGCCACCAGGAUGUCUCCUCCCCACUCCAUCUCCUCCCCAAACCCACUCCAUGUAUAUAUUUUUUCUUCUGAUGGCCAUCAAAUGAAAUUCUGCCUACAAAAUAAGCCUGAGCUGUUGUAUAUUGAGGUGUAUUAUUUACGUCUCUGGUCAAGUCUUUCCCGGUAAAUAGCUGUAAAGAUGGUUUAGCAAGUUAAUUAGUAAGGUCAGAAGAGUUGGUUGCCAAGCAGGGGAGGGAGGGGACGGAGGAAGGCAUUCUGGUUAAGUUAUGAAAAAUGGCAGUGACGAGUAAGUUGCAGAAGAAAAAUGCCUGGUGGAAGGAAUUACGUUUUGUAGUAAAUACGUGCUCAUCCUCUAACCUUUUAGAGGAGAGACGAAAAUCUGUUUGUUUAAGUUCACAUUUCAAGGAGGGAGAACAUGGGCUCGGCGCUGGGAGGUUGCCAAUUUCCUGGAAUGGAAUGUGCGGGGAAUGAAAAGGGAAUGAAUAAGAGUCGUUUUUCAAAUAGGGUCCUUGAAAGUGAUUGACGAGAGGGAAAAGAUUGACUGGAGAGGGCUUGAGAUGAUUUGGGAAAACAAUUGCUUUUUUAGGCUCAGCGACAAGGGCGAAGAUUACAACUUCC